CGUCGCACAUUUCGCUACCGUGACUUGCGGAUGAACUUUCGCGAGAGUUUUGUCGUUUUGUAUCGCCAAUAUGGCCGCUGCUGCAGUAGUUGAGAGGUCUCGGGUCAUGUUAAAUUUAGACAAACAGAAAGAGCCGCCCCUUUUGAAGAACCCAGCGGCUUUGGAGGAAUCGAUCGACAACGAAGAUGACAUCCAGACAAAGGUUCAAAACAUACUGGAGGUGGGACAGCAGCUUAGCAAAGAGGGCAAGGCGAAAGAGCUGGGCAGCCUGAUCAAGUCGACACGUCCCUUCCUGAACCUGAUCAGCAAAGCCAAGGCGGCCAAGCUGGUGCGGGCCCUGGUGGACAUGUUCCUCGACAUGGAGGCCGCCACAGGGAUGGAGGUGGAGCUCUGCAAGGAGUGCAUCGACUGGGCCCAGCAGGAGAAGCGGACGUUUCUACGGCAAUCCCUGGAGGCGAGGCUCAUCGCUCUGAACUACGACACCGGUCGCUAUACGGAAGCACUUGCUCUCGGGAGCACCCUGCUGAAGGAGCUGAAGAAGCUGGAUGACAAGAACCUGCUGGUGGAGGUGCAGCUGCUGGAGAGCAAGACGUACCACGCCCUGAGCAACCUGCCCAAGGCCCGAGCGGCCCUGACCUCGGCCCGCACCACAGCCAAUGCCAUCUACUGCCCGCCCAAGCUGCAGGCGGCCCUGGACCUCCAGAGCGGGGUGCUGCAUGCCGCCGACGAGCGCGACUUUAAGACCGCCUUUUCCUACUUCUACGAGGCCUUCGAGUGCUACGACUCUAUAGACCACCCCAAGGCCCUGAUUGCCCUCAAGUACAUGCUCCUGUCAAAGAUCAUGCUCAACCUGCCGGAGGAGGUGCAGUCCCUGGUGGUGGGCAAGCUGGCGCUGCGCCAUGCGGGACCUCAGCUGGAGGCCAUGAAGAGCGUGGCCAGGGCAAGCCACAGGCGGUCUCUUGCCGACUUUGAGCAGGCCCUGAAGGAAUACCACAAGGAGCUUGUGGAAGACCCAAUCAUCCAGGCCCACCUGGACACCCUGUACGACACCAUGUUGGAGCAAAACCUGUGCCGCAUCGUGGAGCCUUACUCCAGGGUCCAGGUGGAUCACAUUGCCAGCACCAUCAAGCUGCCCAUGGAAAAAGUGGAGAAGAAGCUUUCUCAAAUGAUUCUGGAUAAAAAAUUCAAUGGAAUCCUGGACCAAGGUUCGGGCGUGCUGGUGAUCUUCGAGAAGACUAGCGUGGACAAGACCUUCGAGGCCGCCCUGGAGACCAUUCAGAGCAUGGGCAGGGUGGUGGACUCGCUGUACCACAAGGCCAAAAAACUCUCCUAGGGCAUGCCCCCGUUUUGACGUGCGCUGCCAGUUUCCCCCUCUCUCUCUGCGAGGCCCCCUCCCGUGUACAUAACUCCUCCCGAGAAACCACUGACACCCUGUUUCUGAAAGAAUGAAGAGAAUAAAUUCUGCUGCUUGGAGAAAACGCCAA
This is a messenger RNA of Ixodes scapularis (black-legged tick), 1484 nucleotides long. RefSeq names its product 26S proteasome non-ATPase regulatory subunit 11 (gene Rpn6). Gene Ontology annotation, biological process: ubiquitin-dependent protein catabolic process. Gene Ontology annotation, cellular component: proteasome regulatory particle, lid subcomplex. Lineage: Eukaryota; Metazoa; Arthropoda; Arachnida; Ixodida; Ixodidae. The transcript has 11 exons. Bases 71 to 1333 code for a protein of 420 amino acids. The record is from RefSeq and is a predicted model, not a curated record. Gene Ontology annotation, molecular function: structural molecule activity.